AUGUUGAAAGUGGUCCACGGGGGCAACUUGGAUCCAGAUGCAGGGAAAGCAAGGCCCGACCAGCUGGUGCUGCCCGAAGACCCAACAUUCGUUCCUGGGCUUAUGCUUCCCGGUUUGAAUGUCGACUUGUCCGCCCUCGAUAUCACAACUGUGCUAGAGACUCCGCGGAAGAUGUCUAGCCUCCUUUCAAGUUAUUUACAUGGGUCGAAUAAAUCAAGCUUUCAAAGAGAAAUUCAAUUGCAACUCUCCUCUUCACAAGUGGGAACUGCUGCCUUUGGCUUACCGAGUCAAAUCAGCAGUGCCCAAAAAGGGCCUCAGGUGGAGCUCCCAGCCUAUUUAGAAGAGGGCGGGGUGUUGUUGCAACCGGAUUUUGAAUUUGAUGCUGAGGGCAACAUUAUUGAGCUGCCACUGAAAGGAAACUCCGAUCGUAUUGUUAUACAUGAAACUGAAGAGUAUAACGACGUUGAAAUGACUGGUGCAAAUCAAGCUCGCCUCACAAAUAUGGAUCGAGCAGAUGAGUUCGAGGAUUUACCUAUGUUCGACGUGGGCAUGGACCUUCCCUUGGGCGAGCCACCUUCAAAUCAGCGCCACAAGGUAGAUGACAAGCCUAAUGACAUAGAUGCCGUCCCCCCCGGCCAAAGUGAGGCACAUAUGCCGUUAAAGAAACGGCGCCUUAGAAAUAUCGAGGCAGAUGACCUUCCAGAACUUAGAAACUCCGACUUAGCCCAGUGGAAUUCUGAUUAUGCCCACAACAUGGCAUGUGCUGUCAAAAUGAAAAAGAAUAAUAAGCUUGUAACAAUAGCAAAAAGGAAUGCCGCGUUUUGCGUCUUGGGAGUAGGGAUCGCUGCUGUUGGUCUAGGUCUCGGCGCUUCCUCCGUUCCCCAUCCACUCGACAUUUUCUCCGGGACCAGGCUUUUAAGUGCAUUAACGGGAAAGAAGAUUCAGGGUCUGCGCCGUAAACGCGACCGGAGUUCCGCCAACGGGAGCGAUACUGAUGAAUUCGAGAGGAAUGUGCGCCAAAAGACCAAAGAUGGCGAAGUGGGCCGUUGGGCAGGCAGUGAAAACGGAGAAAUUGUGCCAUUUGAUGACAUUGAGAUAGGUCGACAUGCACCCCCUUCGCUUCAAGAUGAUGCAUCUUUGCAAAUGCCAUGGAAUGUCACUGCUUCGGUCCACAGUUCCUUUCGAGGUUCAUCCAUCGCAGGUGGACAUUCUGGCGUCAACUCUGCGUUUCGUCCAGGAUCGGAUGCCCUGAUUUCCGGUUCAUUCGCUGGUCGAAGAGGUCGACUAACCAGUGCAAGUCCACUUGCGGGCCGUGGAGGGAUGCGGAAUGCUUUGCUAGGUCUUUCUCUUCAGGAAGAUGAGGAGCUGGGUAUGGAUAGCUUCGCCGGGGUAGACAUGGAGAGCGUUGUCGGCGACAUCACUCGAGAGCAAAAUAUAGGGAUGAGCUCCCCAGCAGCCGCCCGAGAAAAACAUGCGGAGCCUCAUUGGUUCUUAAGCAACCUGGAUCAACAAACAGUGAAUUUCCUCGAGUACGUUAAAAAUCGCAUUGCAGACAUAACCAAUGCAACAACCGAUGGAGAGCUUCAUCCGGAGAUUUCCUUUGAUUGUCUUCUCCUGCCGGCCUCGAGCAGUAGGAUUGUCGCAACCCAAGGUUUCUUGCAUGUUCUGAUUCUGGCGACCAAUGGGGCAUUGCGCGUCCGCCAAGAUGUUGAUAUGGGCACUGCAAGGGGAUGUGACGACGCUGGGGAGAUCAUUCUGUCCAUGCCCAGCUAA
Uncinocarpus reesii 1704 is the source of this 1773-nucleotide messenger RNA. RefSeq lists its product as uncharacterized. NCBI's taxonomy places the organism in Eukaryota, Fungi, Ascomycota, Eurotiomycetes, Onygenales, Onygenaceae. The coding region runs from base 1 to 1773 and encodes 590 amino acids. The transcript is spliced from 4 exons. The record is from RefSeq and is a predicted model, not a curated record.